CGGUAGUGGGCGUGGCUUAGAUCUCCGUCGCUCUUCGUCAUCGUUUUGCUCUCCUCGUUUCAACGUUGAUAUUCAGCGGUGUUGGUCAGAUGUCAACUGUCAAAGGUAGACGGGCAGUACUUGUGUAUCGUAAGAAGCUCUAUGAUACUCUCUUGGAUCUCCAGUGAACGUGAAGUGGGGAAAGAAGAAAUAUGAGAAAAUUGAGGUCGACUUGGCUGAGCCUCCGCCGUCUUCAAAUCCCAGCUCUUCUCUCUCACCGGAGUUCGCAGAGAGACAGAGGCUGAUGAUAGGAGGACUGAUACUAGCGACGAGAUGGUCAAACACCAAUAAAAGUGAAAAACAACGCCACGUUCAUGAUGAUGGGCUCGGCCGACAGCCUCCCCGAGGCUCCGAAACAUGAGACAAAGUUUCUCGAAGACAUGACUGAUACCGAGGCAGCCGCUGCCCUGUCCCUGCCGACCGGGAUAGAGAAUUUCGGCAACACGUGCUACCUGAACGCCACCCUGCAAUGUCUGAAGGUUGUUCCCGAGCUGAGGUCGGCUCUGGGCAGCUACCACGUCCCGGCUACCAGGGCUGAGCUUAUGGACACCGACACCGCAUCGCCUCAGUCUCUCACCAGAGACCUGAAGAUGCUGUAUCUGAUGAUGGAAUCAGGCCAGGACAUACGAAUUCCCUCCAUGCUGUUUCUUCAUACCCUCCACGCCGUUAAACCAGAGUUUGCACACAAGGACGAGAAGACAGGAUCCUACAAGCAGCAGGAUGCUCACGAGUGUGGUCGCCAUGGUCAAUAACCUAUCUGAGACUCUUCAGGGUACCUGGCAUCCCUCCUCCUCCGUCAACCAAUCAGGGAGCGACAGGUGAAGGAAUGCCUUUAUCAAGCAGUACUUUGGGGUGGAGACAAAGUCGACGUACAAAUGCGAGGAGUGUCCAGACGAACGGUCACCACGGAGACGGAAACUAGCUACCAAGUGUCGUGUUUUAUUGCUCAGGAUGAAGUACAUGUAAACAGCUAUGAGGAAGGAAAUGGAGGGGACGGUGAAGAAAAGUCUGCAGUUCUGGAAAGAACGCGGACUUUCAAGAAGACGUCGCCGCUGAGUCGUCUCCCGGAUACCUGACAGUCCAGUUUGUCCGGUUCCGUGGCGUGGCCCCGACAGUGGGAAUGGUUGCUAGGAAGAUCCUGAAGGUACACAAUAUGUUGGUUUACACAUAUUCCUUUGUCUGUGACACGAGAGAAUGCAACGUGCAAAUUUG
Geodia barretti is the source of this 1251-nucleotide messenger RNA. NCBI's taxonomy places the organism in Eukaryota, Metazoa, Porifera, Demospongiae, Tetractinellida, Geodiidae. The record is from the annotation of a GenBank genome assembly.